AUGUCUGACAAUGGUUACCGAAUUCGUGACUCUGGCUAUUCCUUUGAUAGUCGUGACGACAGCAAAGUCGAUGACGAUGAUAACGAUGCAUAUACCGAUCCAGGGUCAUUGACCUCCUCGGACAGUGUAGGAUCAACUGUGAUCUGCGAAAAGCCCGAAGCUGCGCAGGGAGAGCGCGAGCCAUGUCCACAACCUGAGAUUCGAUCUGGUAGCGUGAGCCCAAGGGAGUCAUCCCUACCAACAACUCCCUCGCUACGGCCUGCGUCUAUCGCCUCCGAAAAGGAUGUUGAAAAAACACGGGUAUGGCAUCAUGACUGGACGCUAGACGAUCAUGAGUGGACCUUGGAUGAGCUUGACCACUCGGUCAAGGAUUUUCCUCGGCAUAUGCUCCGCCUAGCUUCCCCUGUCAUGGUAUUCCUUCGCAAAAGUGACGAGAAGGCUCUCAUUAAGCCUUUCCGUACUAUAUUCCCCGACGUGAAGGAGAACCUCCUCGACUGUCUCUGUUCUGCACUCCUCGCUCGAAACUAUCUCCUCUCUGUAUCAAACACUCAUCGAACUAAGCAGCCCACGUCUCCGCGCAAAGAACCACACCCCAUCGACGGUGUCCCCAAAAAAGCCUACACCACACUGGGUAUCCAGCUUCCAUCCGGAUCUGCCAGCAAUCCCAAAGAUUCCAUUUUCAGGUCUCGCAGCAUGGAACUCCAGGUACACCUCGACCAAAUCGUAGAUAAUCUCCUAUUCGCCAUUUGUGGUCAAUCAGACCCGACUUUGAAAUCGGCCGUCGAAGUUCUCGCCCAAGUGCUUGAAACAACUGUAUAG
Penicillium digitatum Pd1 is the source of this 819-nucleotide messenger RNA. NCBI's taxonomy places the organism in Eukaryota, Fungi, Ascomycota, Eurotiomycetes, Eurotiales, Aspergillaceae. The record is from RefSeq and is a predicted model, not a curated record.